GAGAGUCUCCUAAACAUGUGCUGCAAGAGCAUCUUCUUUCUGCCUCCGGAGUCGGAUGUGCCAGAGACAGGAGUGCUCUACGCCAAGACUAUGAAAGCCAUGGACACCAUGCUGGAGGGCUUCGUACGCAACUGUGCCAACACCAGUGUCAGCAUAGAGUUGGAGAAUAUGUUGAAGGUGAUGCUGGACUUUGCUGUCUCCAAAGACUCAGCUGUGCGUGAGAGCGCUGUGAGGAGGAUUGAGAGGCUGGGUGAUUUCAUCAUCAGUUAUUUUGUGAGCGAGAUCACAGAUGACUAUGAAAACUAUAGCGAUGAUGAGCCCACAGAGCUCUACAUCCCCAUCCUGGGACAGCUGCUGGGCAUCCUCUUCAUUUUCACCAGUGACAAAGAUUCCAUCAGAUUCACAGCUUUAGAAACUCUUUCUCACAUAUACAAAAUCAUCAGAAAAGGAAGAGAAUGCAUAUUGAGAGAGGACAUGCUAUAUUAUGCAGUGAGACACAAGAAAUUGGAGUAUGCAAAACUUCCAUUUUCUACAACAUCAACUCCGUGUGAAAUUGCCAAGGUAAUGAGCUCUGGCCUUGCUGGGGAUCUUGUCCGCAGCAUCAGCAGGCAUCUCGUGUGAGCAAAGGGGUCCAGAACCGGUGGGGCUGGCACG
Anas platyrhynchos (mallard) is the source of this 654-nucleotide messenger RNA. The record is from RefSeq and is a predicted model, not a curated record. Lineage: Eukaryota; Metazoa; Chordata; Aves; Anseriformes; Anatidae.